AUGGCAACGGACCUUUGCUACACACUCGUCUAUCAAGAUGACGCGACAGAAACACCUUCUCUCCAAGAGUUUCAACGAGCCUUUGAAAAAGGGUCUGAUGAGACACGUAUUGAGACCAUGAAGAAACUCUUGGUCAUUAUGCUGAACGGCGAUCCUAUGGAAAAACUCUUAUUGCAUGUUAUUCGUUUUGUCUUGCCAUCUAGAAACAAGCAAUUAAAAAAACUGUUGCAGUUCUAUUGGGAAAUUUGUCCUAAAACCAAGCCAGAUGGCAAGUUGAAGGAUGAGUUUAUUCUUGUCUGUAAUGCUCUCAUGAACGAUCUUCAACAUCCUAAUGAAUACAUUCGUGGCUCAACACUUCGUUUCUUGUGCAAAAUAAAAGAAGCUGAAGUACUUGAACCCCUUGUGCCUUCUGUUAGAAAUUGUUUGGAACAUCGCCACUCAUAUGUUCGAAAGAAUGCAGUAUUUGCUAUUGGGGCCAUGUAUAAGGCUUUUGAUUAUCUUUUCCCUGAUGCACCUGAAGUUGUUCAAAACUUUUUACUUUCAGAAGCAGACAUGACCUGCAGAAGAAAUGCUUUUGUGGUUCUUUGUAGCGUAGAUCAACCUCUUGCUGUUCAGUAUUUAUUGCAAGUGAUUGAUUCUGUACCUACAUUUGAUGAAUUAUUGCAAUUAGCUGUCAUUGAAUUGAUCCGUAAAGACUCCAAGAACAAUGCAACCAACAAGGCUGUCUAUAUUCGUUGCCUUUCUGAACUUUUGGCUGCUGCUUCUCAUUCUGUCAAGUAUGAGGCCGCUGCUAUCUUAUUGUACUUGACCACGAGUCCUGCUGCUGUCAAAGCCGCUGCUUCUUGCUAUAUUGAAUUGAUUGUCAAGGAGUCUGACAACAAUGUUAAGUUGAUUGUACUCGAUAGACUUGAAGAGAUCAGAAAUAAGCAUGAGCGUGUAUUGGAUGAUUUAGUGAUGGACAUUCUUCAAGUAUUGACGAGUCCUGAUAUCGAAGUACGUCGCAAGGCCAUCCGUAUUGCAUUGGAAAUGGUUUCUUCAAGAAAUGUUCAAGAAGUUGUUCUUUUCCUCAAGAAAGAAUUGACAAAGACACAAGACGAUGCUUAUGAAAAGAACACAGAAUACCGUCAACUAUUGAUUCAAUCCAUUCACACCUGUGCCAUUAAGUUCUCUGAAGUAGCAGCCAAUGUGGUUCAUGUACUUAUGGAGUUCUUGGGUGAUUCCAACAACCCAGCUGCUGUUGAUGUUGUCUCAUUUGUGCGUGAAGUAGUCGAAAAGUUCCCUGGGCUUAGGGAGUCCAUUCUGGAGAAGUUGUUGGAUACAUUUACUGAUAUGAAAUCAGGCAAAGUGUUGCGAGGUGCACUCUGGAUCAUUGGUGAAUAUUGUGAAAGCAUUCAAGAAAUUGAUGAUGCCUGGAAGCAAAUUCGCCAUGCUUUAGGCGAAAUUCCCUUGUUGGCCUCUGAGCAAAAGUUAUUGGAUGCCACUGAAGCGGCUGAAGAACAAGAAAAAGAAACCACGGUUCCUUCAAAUGGUGGUAGUGGUAGUGGUGGCGCUCGUCGUAUUCUUGCUGAUGGUACCUAUGCUACUGAAAGUGCUUAUACCGAGACAUCUUCCUCUGCUGCUCGUUUAGAAGCAGUCAAGGCCGCCAAGAAGCCUCCACUUAGAUCUCUUUUACUUGCUGGUGAUUAUUUCCUCGGUACAGUCUUGUCUACUGCACUUACCAAGCUUGUUCUUCGUUACAAUACACAUGUGUCUGAUGCUGCAUUGGUCAAUGCUCGUAAGGCUGAAGCCAUGUUGAUCAUGACUAGUAUUUUGCGUAUUGGUCAAUCCAAAUUUGUAUCCUUUGAGAUUGAUGAAGAUUCUUAUGACCGUAUUAUGCAAGAUUUGCGUGUUGUUGGUACAGCCACUGAAAGCAGCGAGAUUGAUACUGUCUAUCUCAAAGAAACACGUCAAGUGUAUUCUAAACAACUCCAAGCUGAAGAACAACGUCUCAUUGAUGCUAAAGCAGAAAGCGAAGCCAGUGUUCAAGUUCAAGUGGACGAUGCUAUCAUGUUCCGCCAAUUCUCUAAAAAAUCUGGUGGUAUUACUGAUGAAUACGAACAAGACCUUUCUCGGGCUACUGGUAUUUCAGACGACAAGGACGACCUGAUGUCCAAAUUAAACCGUAUUGUUCAAUUGACUGGCUUUUCUGACAAGGUCUAUGCUGAAGCAGUGGUGAAUGUACACCAAUAUGAUAUUUUGAUGGAUGUGUUGAUCGUGAACCAGACCAAUGAAACCUUACAAAACUUGAUUGUUGAAUUUGCUACCUUGGGUGAUCUCAAGCUUGUUGAUCGUCCUUCCACACAUAACUUGGCUCCUCAUUCUUUCUUGACUGUCAAGGCUCCUAUUAAGGUAUCUUCUACUGAAACUGGUGUCAUCUUUGGUAACAUUGUAUAUGACUCGCAUGGUUCUACUGAAAACUGUGUUGUGUUGAACGAUAUUCAUAUUGAUAUCAUGGACUACAUUAACCCUGCUUACUGUAACGAGACACAGUUCAGAUCUAUGUGGACUGAAUUUGAAUGGGAAAACAAGGUGAAUGUGAAUACAAAUGUUGGUGACUUGAGAGAAUACUUGCAGCAUAUCAUGGACUCUACUAACAUGAGUUGCUUAACACCCAAGAAGCAAUUGGAAGGUGAUUGUGGUUUCUUAUCAGCCAACAUGUAUGCUAGAAGUAUCUUUGGUGAAGAUGCACUAGCAAACUUGAGUAUUGAAAAGACAGGCGAUGGUCCUAUUACAGGUCAUAUUCGUAUUCGUUCAAAGACACAGGGUAUUGCCUUAAGUCUUGGUGAUAAAAUUACAUUAGCUCAAAAAGUGGCUGCCUAA
Molecule: messenger RNA, 2859 nt
Organism: Gilbertella persicaria
Lineage: Eukaryota; Fungi; Mucoromycota; Mucoromycetes; Mucorales; Choanephoraceae
Product: adaptin N terminal region-domain-containing protein
Exons: 6
Coding region: 1-2859 (952 amino acids)
Biological process (GO): intracellular protein transport; endoplasmic reticulum to Golgi vesicle-mediated transport; intra-Golgi vesicle-mediated transport
Cellular component (GO): COPI vesicle coat; cytoplasm
Molecular function (GO): structural molecule activity
Source: RefSeq, a predicted model, not a curated record